Blastocystis hominis is the source of this 930-nucleotide messenger RNA. RefSeq lists its product as hypothetical. Gene Ontology annotation, biological process: attachment of mitotic spindle microtubules to kinetochore. The coding region runs from base 1 to 930 and encodes 309 amino acids. The transcript is spliced from 4 exons. The record is from RefSeq and is a predicted model, not a curated record. Gene Ontology annotation, cellular component: Ndc80 complex. NCBI's taxonomy places the organism in Eukaryota, Bigyra, Opalinata, Blastocystidae.
AUGAACAGUCUGGGCACUCCCUUCUACGCUCCGACCUUCCUCGCAGCUAUCAACUGGCUGACCCAAAUCGUGGAAGUUUCCUUUUUUUUCUUUUUUUUUAAAUUUCAGUACAGCGAAGCCACGCAAUCUGCUCGCCAACACCGCGAGAAAACCAGCGAGAGCGUGCUGUACGCGAACAUGUGCCAAGCGUACCGCUUCUUCAUGAGCAAUGAUGAUGAUUCGAAAGACUCCGUAAUCGACGACAUCAAAGCCGAGCUCCAGAAGGAAACCGACUCUCUGGAGGGUCGUUUCGCUCAAUUAGAGUACCAAAAACAAGACGUCGACGACGAAGUUCGCGCGCUCGAGGCCGUCGGACGCGAGAUUCCCGAGCUGCAGGAGCGGGAAAAAACGCUGCGGCGCGACGUCGAGAAAUUCCGGCACAUCGUCGAUGGCGAUUCCCGCGAGAAUAAAAGCGAGGCCACCAAGCGCGCCGCGCUCCUCGAGCGACGCCGCGAGAUCGAGCGGUCGCUGGGAGAGAUCCGCGAAAAAACCGCGGGAGUGCGGGAGCAGCUGAGUCGGCAGGAGCUGAGCCAGGAGCAGGUGGAACAGAUAAAAAAAGAUUCGGCGGCGUGGGGGACGAAGAUUGCCGCGGCUGAAACACAAAAACACAAUUAUCAGAGUCAGGUGGAAAUAGUGUUACGCGCGAUUGAUGAGACCGCGACACAAAUCGAAACACAAUUAAAUCAGUAUCAUGAACUGCUUCUCGCGCUGCAGCUUUUCCCUGCGACGGCGCCGCUGGCCAACGGAACCGAUUUUCGAAUUCGAUUAGAACAUGUCGAGGACUGCGGGUCUGCGUCGUCGCGCGAUGCAGUGCAGUACCAAAAGCAGAUUUCUUGCAAUAGCGUGCUGGAACGACUCGAUGUGAUUUUCAUUACGGCGAUGGCAUCGUAG